Molecule: messenger RNA, 2349 nt
Organism: Penaeus vannamei (Pacific white shrimp)
Lineage: Eukaryota; Metazoa; Arthropoda; Malacostraca; Decapoda; Penaeidae
Product: calcium-responsive transcription factor
Molecular function (GO): DNA-binding transcription factor activity
Source: RefSeq, a predicted model, not a curated record
UUCACACAAGUUUUUUUUCAGGUGUUGGGCGAAUACCUUUUCUGUAUAUUCAUCAUGCUAUGAGGGUUAUGUAACAAGCCUCAAACUCCUACAUCACUUAUUACAGGAGUUUGAAAUAUGUACGCAUACCUACUUCAUUGUACAGAGAACAAAGAGAAAUUUUGGCAAAGAACCAGAGCUGCAGAGAAUAGGAGGAAGCAUCCACUGGCAAGACACACAGGACAAUGCACGCCCUCACCUGCUCUGUGAUGGGGUACCUUUCAUUAUCAUGGGAACACGCACCUUAGACUGCCACCAGGGGCCUGAUAGAGACAAGAAGAGAAAGCAUAUCCGAGCUGCAGCAAACCAGCAAAAGGAUUUUGAAAACUACUUGGAUAUGGAGCAUGAUUACACAGAGAGAGAGUGGCAUAGUGUCAAAGCAUCAAAAAAGCUUAACUGUCCUGCUAAAAUAUACAUUCGACACAUCAUAAAGUUUCCUGAAUAUGAGUGUCCAGAAGCAAUAGAAGACAUAGGACACCGCCAUGCUGUCACCACAAGACUGCAACUUGAUUUCAAGAGGAGAGAAGAUAUUGUGAAAGGACACCAGUUUCAUGUCCAGCUUCCACAGAGUCAUGCCAAUCAUGUAGUUGGAGAGCAAACAGACUCAUCUCUCCCCAUUGAUCGAGAUUUAUCAGCUUUUAUUCAGAAGAAAGUGACUGAGGGUGUAGCAAACACCAAAGAAAUGAAAAAACUCCUCGAAGAAUACCUCCAGUCUAGUGAACACCUCUUCAAGGGUAAGGAGCUCCCCUCCAGGAACAACACAAGGUACUGGCCAACCCUCAAGCAGAUACGUAAUCAUAUGAUGCUGGCCACAAUGCGACAGAGGGAUAACCAAGCAGUCAGCUUACUUGAAGAGCCGAAGGAUCAACAGUGGCAGCAAACCUGUGAAGACUAUAAACCUAAUUAUGUUAAGGUUAUAAUUCUGGAUCUUCACAGCGUGAUGAAUAAGGUGCAGAGUUUGGCACGAGAAGUUGAGAGUUUGUCAGGAGUGUGUCAAGAUCCAAAUGUCCUUUGCGAAGUAGCUGCUGAAAUGGAGCAGCUUCGAGACAGCCUUCUGCACUCUAGUCAGAGCAACGAAAAGUCUUUUGUUGAUAAAUCUGAGGUCCUUCAACCUUAUACUGAACUAUAGCAUGACAGGAAGGAAGGGCAAUGAUUCUUCAAGGUCAUAGGAUCUCAUCACAGCAGACAUCUAAAGCACAAAGUGGGUCUACCAAAUUUGAAUAGAAACUGACUUCAUUGGCAUCAACAUAAUCAGGCAUGGUAAAGCCUGUCAUCCCACUUUAAUGGGCUAACUGGUGGAAUGCCCCUUCUGUCAAGUUUGAUCAGCUAUACCAUCCAUGCCUAUUAUGAGCAUGUAUCAACAGCAUAGGCAAUGGUCACUUAAUUGAUUAUUUACUGCAAUUUCUCCAGUGGAAGAUAAAUUGAAAUGGAACAUCAAUUCAUUACCCCUAGCAAUAUGCAUCAAAAAUCUACAAGUCCAAACAAAUUCUCAAAAGCAAGUGUAUUAUAGUUGUGACAACCCCACAUUACCAGAAGAAUUCUGGGGUUAACUACAGUAUUGUUUUCUGGUGUGAGCACAGCUCCACAAGGAGCCCAUUAACAGACCAUGUCCCCUUUCCUCAAGUUAAAUAAAAAUGGAUUUUUUUUUGUUAAGGCAUAGUUAAUAUUAAUAACCAAUUCAAGAUACCAGAUCAUUCAGUAAUUGAGAAUAGGGUAAAAAGGCUAGAUAGGUAGUACUGGUAAGGUAAUUAGUUAGUGAUUUUGCAGAGCCAUCUGUGUACAAACUUGUUCAAGGCAUCUGCAUUCUGAUUCUGGACUGAAAACCCAUCCACAAGUAUCAGGAAAUUUCUUUAAUAAACCUACAAUCCAGCAUUUAAACAUGCACUGCCACAAGUAAAUAUUUAGUUCCUACAUAGCAGUGAAUACCAUACAAGUAUAUUCAAAGAAUAUUUAUUCCACUUAAGUGAAUGUUGCAUAUUUCACAAUUAGCAUUGGGACAAUGCAGCAAGAGUACACUUAAUUCUUCAGCUUUAAAGAGUAAUGUAAUAUCAUUAAUAAAGCCUUUAAUGGAAGCAAAUAUUGUUCCAUCAUUACACGAAAAUUAAUUCAGAUCAAGUACAGAAUGUUCAAUGAGAGGAUAUCAAAAAGCAAGGUCACCUUCACACUUUAUUAACCAUGAGAUUUUCACACAUUAUGGAAUGAGCAAAGGGGACUAUAAUCCCUAACAAAUGCAUUCUUGGUCAGAGAAUCUUGGUCUCUUCGUGUAUUCUUCUCCCAGGGUCUGUGGUGUGUUGGUUGGCUGAGUUAUGC